GAGGGGGAGGGGGACAUGAAUAUUACAAAAGGCGAUAAUUUGAUACUCUAAAGUAAGGUAAUUUCUCCUGAAAUAUUUUUUAAAGUUUAGGAAUUAAUAUUUUUUGCACUUUGUAUAUAAAUACCGAUGUUACUAUCAUUUGAGAAUAUUUUAGUAUAGUUGUAAUAGAUGUGAAAAGUAUUCGCUUGGAACUGCUGCUCAUCUUUUUUUCUUUUUUUCGCGCGGUUUCCGGUCGAUCGCCCCAGGCAGUCGGUCGGUCGGUCGAUUCACAUAAUAAACUUUAUUUCUAUUUUUAGGUUUCCUAAUGGAUAGUGAUGUAAACAUUAACUUCAAAAAAUUGGAGAAAGAAUUCAUUACUGCUAAAAAUGCUGACGCAGCAUAUUCACGUGAAAACGAUGCCAAAUUUCGAGCUGUCCAUCAAAAAGUAGGAAGUUACGAAGAGUUUCGAGAUAUCGUUGCAGCCUCUCAUUUAAAACCACUGGAUAGGAAAGACAUAUUAGGAACGGACACAGUGAAACAAACGUGGAAUCCACUGUAUUCUAGCAACAUCGCUGGCGUUACACCAGUUUUAGUUGAUGUUAAAACACCUGCGGUGGAGGCAAUAGAUUUAUGUGACCAAUUCAUGAAAAGGUGGAAGACUUUAAAAAGUGAUGAAGAUAAAUACGAGUUUAUGCUAAGUUAUGAAGCGGAUGUGUUCAAGCGUGUAUUUUUCGUGGAUAUCCCAUCGAAUGUGCUGGAAUAUUGUAUAAAAAUAUUUAAUGAACACGUAACGGAUACGAACUACUCGCAUAUUUCCCGUAUUUUGCUCUCUUUCACAAACUCUCAGAGGUUUAAUUUAACCCUGAAGUUCUUUAGUAAGCGAGAGAAGGAAACAAUAUGCAGUUUGUUAAACAAGCUUGAACAUUUCGGCUGCCGUACAGAUGAGUUAAAAAAACUUUACUUAUGUUAAGAAUGCUUACGUGUAAGCAGAACCUUACGAAGAAAAUUAUUGAUUGUAAGUACGUGUAAAUAUUAAUUUGUUCGUUGUAAAUUUAUGGUUUUUCAGAAGUAAUAUAAUUGUUGCCAAAGACACAUCUUGUCG
Messenger RNA from Hydractinia symbiolongicarpus, 1081 nucleotides. RefSeq names its product coiled-coil domain-containing protein 103-like. Gene Ontology annotation, cellular component: outer dynein arm. NCBI's taxonomy places the organism in Eukaryota, Metazoa, Cnidaria, Hydrozoa, Anthoathecata, Hydractiniidae. The record is from RefSeq and is a predicted model, not a curated record. The transcript has a single exon. The coding region runs from base 305 to 949 and encodes 214 amino acids. Gene Ontology annotation, biological process: epithelial cilium movement involved in extracellular fluid movement; determination of left/right symmetry; inner dynein arm assembly.